CUUAGGAAACUUGAAGUUAUCUACAAUGAGGUGGGAAACGUUAGCUGCAAAAUUAUUCCUCAGUGCAACCACUUCAGAGAGAAGAUCACCAUGUGGCCUCCGCCGAUAGUCAAGUUCCCUGGUGCCUUGGAUGGUGAAACCUACCUGCUAGUGAUGGUGGAUCCAGAUGCGCCCAGCCGGCAAGCUCCCAGGGCGAAAUACUGGAGACACUGGGUGGUGUCCAACAUCCAGGGUGCCGACUUGAAGAGUGGGAAUAUUAAGGGCCAGAUAAUAACAGCCUACCAGCCUCCCACCCCACCACCGACUACUGGCUUACACCGUUACCAGUUUUUCAUCUAUCUUCAGGGAGGGAUACCCAUCUCAAUCCCAGCCAAAGAUAACAAAAACCGAGGCUCUUGGAAGCUUGAGAAAUUUCUACAGGACUUCAAGAUAAAUAAACAUGAAACAAGUACCCAGUACAUGACUGAGUUCGACGGGGAUUUGCCACCAGGUUUUGGUAGAAGUGACAAUAAGGCCAAGGGCAAAGCCGGGCAAAGAUAACUAUCCACUGAG
Nannospalax galili (Upper Galilee mountains blind mole rat) is the source of this 552-nucleotide messenger RNA. It is a transcript of the gene Pebp4, whose product is annotated as phosphatidylethanolamine binding protein 4. The record is from RefSeq and is a predicted model, not a curated record. The transcript is spliced from 5 exons. The annotation marks the transcript as partial. NCBI's taxonomy places the organism in Eukaryota, Metazoa, Chordata, Mammalia, Rodentia, Spalacidae.